AGCGACGGUGUUUUCCAUGUGACAUGAUCGUCAAUUUAUGCUGUUUCCGAUUGGCAGGCAUAAACUGAGCAAUGUUACUACACGAAAGUGCCAAUAUGGAACAGAGUGUGCCCGAGAAUCUCAGCACGCAUGUUUUUAGCGACUGUGAAAUGAAGUUGCAGGUGCCCACUCGCGAUCCCGUCGAUGUCAGUGAGAAUGGCUGCAACUCGAACAGUGAUUUGCCAACCAAAGAUACGGUCUCGACGCCAAGUCCUGCAACAAGUGUAAUCAAUUCGAACACAUCAGUCACCAGCAGCAACAGCAGCACAACCAAAGUGAAACUAAGUUUCAGUGUCGAUCGUUUGUUAAGCGCCGAGCGCACCAAUCCUUCGACAUCCCUAAGCCCAACGUCCUCAAGACAACAAUGCUGUGAUGGUAGUGUCUUUGCCUGCUGCACAUUUCCAAGCUGCUUUACACACUCCACGGAAGCUGCUAAUCAUGCUACAGUCUCAGCUCCUCCCCAAGUACUGACAAAUACACACGCAUACGCCUAUGCGGGGUUAGAUAAAUUCUAUCCGGGAUUAUAUAUGGAUUACAAGUCUGUGUUAAGACCCACCCCCAUUCGUGCCGCUGAGCAUGCAACUUUUCCGACCCUGGCAACGAACGCGCUAAUGCGAUUCCAUCAGCAGCAGCAACAUCAUCAGCAACAUCAGCAGCAACAGCAACAUCUUCACCCGCAACACCAACACCAGCAUAAAGCAGCAACUUUGUUGAACAGCACAACGUCGGCGCUAAACGGCCUAAAGACGCUGCAGUUGACGCAGCAGCAACGUUUUCUGGCCAAGAGUGCGCAGCAGCAGAUGCUCGACAUUCCUAUAACGGCAACAGGUGCUGCCGGCACUUCACAAAAUGGCGGGCACACACACAGCAACAACAACAGCAGCAACAACAAUGGCAGCAACAGUGGCGGCAACAAUAUGAACGGCAGCAACAGCAGCAGCAACAACAACAGUGGCAAACGCAAACGUUCCUGGUCACGUGCCGUCUUCACAAAUCUGCAGCGCAAAGGACUCGAGAUUCAAUUCCAGCAACAGAAAUAUAUAACCAAGCCAGAUCGUCGCAAAUUGGCAGCACGAUUGAAUCUCACAGAUGCACAGGUCAAGGUGUGGUUCCAGAAUCGACGCAUGAAAUGGCGGCACACGCGUGAGAAUCUCAAAAGCGGCCACGAAAAACAGCCAACACAGCAAAACAAUGGAGCCGGAAACGGAACUGGUGCUGCCAAGCAGCCAUUGCUGAUAGCGACUGGAAUUGUCGCUGCCAGGCUGCACGAGCCGUUGGAGUACAGCUCCGACAGUUGCUCCAGUGUGGAUCUAAGCGAACGAGCCGACGACGAUGAUAAUAUUGAAAUCGAUGUGGUUGAGUAACGAUUGAAAAACAUUUAUGUAUAUAUUCUUUUGGGAUUCAUGCAUACACAGUGUGAAAAU
Drosophila grimshawi is the source of this 1463-nucleotide messenger RNA. It is a transcript of the gene H2.0, whose product is annotated as homeobox protein H2.0. Gene Ontology annotation, biological process: regulation of DNA-templated transcription. Bases 72 to 1403 code for a protein of 443 amino acids. Gene Ontology annotation, molecular function: sequence-specific DNA binding; DNA-binding transcription factor activity, RNA polymerase II-specific. NCBI's taxonomy places the organism in Eukaryota, Metazoa, Arthropoda, Insecta, Diptera, Drosophilidae. The transcript has 3 exons. The record is from RefSeq and is a predicted model, not a curated record.